Molecule: messenger RNA, 2962 nt
Organism: Morone saxatilis (striped sea-bass)
Lineage: Eukaryota; Metazoa; Chordata; Actinopteri; Moronidae
Gene: rbbp8nl
Product: retinoblastoma binding protein 8-like
Exons: 13
Coding region: 17-1822 (601 amino acids)
Biological process (GO): DNA double-strand break processing involved in repair via single-strand annealing; double-strand break repair via homologous recombination
Cellular component (GO): site of double-strand break
Molecular function (GO): damaged DNA binding; single-stranded DNA binding; Y-form DNA binding
Source: RefSeq, a predicted model, not a curated record
GUCAAAUUAGAUUACCAUGGCAAUGGAGUGCUUCAACAGCCUUCUCCUGAAACUGCGGGAGGUCCACGAGCGGGAAGUAGAGGGGUGGCAGGCGAAAAUCCAAGAGCUGUCCAACAAGAAGGGCUGUGACACAAAGCGAAUGGAGGAAUUGUUCAGCAAAAACCAGCAGAUGAAAGAACAGCAGAGAUUACUUACAGAGAACAUCAAGACACUGGAGAACAGGCUGCGGGCGGGGCUGUGUGACAGAUGUACAGUGACUCAAGAGGUAGCCAAGAGAAGACAGCAGGAAUUUGAAGCCUCACAAAUACAGAGCAUCCAGCACAUGUCUAUACUAGCGGGAGAAAUGACCAACCUGAAAAAGGAGAACAAGAGACUAAGAGAUGAGAUCAGAAAUUUAAGAGCAGCACUCGACAGAGGUCACAGCGAGCACUCCUCCAACAGCAGCACCACCACGGGGGUCAAGCCAAACAGCUCCCCUGACCUUUCACCCUCUUCUGGACCCAUGGCCCUCGUCACUGCAGCAACCAGCAGGGCCAGCAACAAGCCAGUAGAUGGUGAUGUUGCAGUAAAAACUGAAGUCGAAACAAGAGCUGAAGAAACUGAACACAGACAAAAGAGAGGGAUGAACAGAAACCAUUAUGACUCAUAUAAGCCUCUUUCGACUCUCGCAUUACCAUCCUGGAAGACAGAACCAUGCUGUAUUGGAGAGAGAGGAGCUCAGAUUGUUGAAGGACUAAACCAGCAAUCCUCCAUCCCUCCUCAAGCUCUCCUUCUUAAGAACGCUUCUUCAUCAACUGGUGGAGAAGUAAACCCCAGCAGACAUGUGCUCCAUGCUCCUGUCCCCUGCCGUCCUCAACCAAUCACAAGCAGCCCUGUCACUCUCCCAUGGCCCUUAUCUGAGUCCACUGACUGGGUUACUGCAGCUGCUGCAGGGUCGAGCCUAGUGGUGCAACCUUCUCCCAAACCAAACCUGCCACGCUUUCCUAACCUGAUCCUAACUGCCCAACAUGGCAGCCCUAGAAGGCAGAGUUUCGGAUCUCUCUGGCACAAGCAGAGUACCCCUAGGGCCCCUGCCGUAGAGCCAACUGUGUUGUUCAGGUUGAGGAGUCUGUCAGAGCAUGUGGAGAGUAAAACUAAGCCUCAGGAGAAAAAGGAGAUCCUACCAUCCAAGCCUGAGAGGAUCUCUGGAGAAGGGCUCAGAGAGGUGUGUGAGGGGCCUCUGGAUCUGUCAGAUCGAGGAAAGUCCAAAUCCAGCGAAACACCAAGAGAGUAUUCGCCCUCAGUCAUACUAGGUGUAGAGCAAGUACAGAGCAGCCCUGACAAGGAUGUGAAGACAAAUCCGUCGACACACACACCAGUAUCAUCACCACAUUGCGCCAUCCCUCCUUCAUCCUCCUCAACACUGCCAGUCAAACAACAAGAGGAAGAGCCUACCAGUGACCAUAACCACAAGGUAACCAAAGAGCAGGAGAAGAAAGAGGAGGUGAAUGGAAAGACAGACCAAAGCAAUGAGAAGAAGGUGCCUGUCCUCACUAUAUCUUUACGUCCAGUAGUAGUGCUGGAGACUCUGAACUCUGCCCUGCAAAAGCAAGAAUCUUUAUCAUCAAAUGGCAAGCAGUCAUCAUCACCAGUUGAGACAGUAAGCAGUUGCGAAGAUCAGGACGAGGAGGAGAGUGUGUCAGGACAAGAAAGCAACCAGAGCUGCAAGAGGAAGAGGGCAUCUGUGGAGACAGAAACCGACAGAGAAUCGGAUUCAGACAACAUCAAGCAGGGGAGGAAGAGCAAGAUCACAGUGAGAAAUGAGGAGAAGAGCCCUAGCUAAAGAGUUAGAUAUCACAUUGACUUGGUGAUCUCUCUGCAUGACCUGAUUGUUUUGGCCACUUGGGGGCAGUGCAACAAGCUGUUAACGCAACAAUGACAUAUAUCAUCACUUUAUAAAGUUGUUCCGGCCAACAGUGGAGUAUUUACACAUCCAGCAGACACGGAGCAACCUUAGCAUUAAUUUGGUGUUGUGUCUCUGGCCACCUGAUGAAUGUGGGUCAAAUAUUCACUCCGCUUUAGCUCUGUUUUGUAGUAUCUGUCUCUUUAGUAGCUACAUGCUCCACUAUGUUCACCUUUUGUUGAAAACAGCUGACUGCUGUCACUGAAAAUGAAACUGAUAAACACAUUGGUGAACCUUAAAGUUGCAUCCCGUAAAAUAGAGGAUGCUAAAAAGCUCAGUAGAGCUGAGGGGAAGUGCAGUCAGGUGAUAAAUAUCUGUUUGUCUCUUCAAGCAACUCCUUUCACAUACAAGUAGUAUUGUGAUCCAUAGUCCGUGGUGUAGUGGUUCCUGGAGAAAUGGGUAAACUCAUAUAGUUCAUGCGCCAAUUGUGUUUUAAAAACAUAAAGAGACAUCUGACACUGACAAUACAGCUUAAAAUGAGACUAUAAGAAUUAAAGUGCUAAAGUGCUCUUAUAUUGGUUGCAAAUUGCUCUAUUGCAAUAAAAUGAAGUAUUGCAGCUUGAUGGAGAUUUAGAAGUGGAUAUACCCCAUGCUGACCUAAAAAUAAGUAGGUAUACUCAGUGUAUACCUGUGUAUACCCUGCACUACACCACUGUCUAUAAUUAAUAUAGAAUCAUUGAUCAGGGCAGUUUUUAUUUCAUUCACUUAAUAUGUACAUAAAAUGAUGAAACCUACCACAAAAUGAAGACCAUAUCAUCAUAUCAUAUUGAUCAUAUUUGACAGGACAUUUGAAAAAAACACAAUUUUUAUUAUUUUACCUUAAAGCUGUCUGAUACAACAGAUGCACAUUUAGUCUUCUCAGGAUUUUAAAAAACAUUUUUAAAAAUAGCCCUAAACGUACUAAAUUGCUCCUUUUGGCCACUUGGGACAUGGACAUAUUAUUGUCUCAUAAAGUUGAAUGGCUCAUUUUAAGGUGAUGAAAACACGAUUCUUAUUUUCAGGUGAUUAUACACUAAUGAA